Messenger RNA from Microthlaspi erraticum, 2943 nucleotides. The record is from the annotation of a GenBank genome assembly. NCBI's taxonomy places the organism in Eukaryota, Viridiplantae, Streptophyta, Magnoliopsida, Brassicales, Brassicaceae.
AUGUUAAAGGCGAAGGCUUUAUGGUAUCGCUUAGUAAAAUCCAGAAAAGCCACCACUUGUGCGCUUCCGUCGGAACCAUCACUCUCCACCUCCGCCGCUUCCAGUGACCACCGGUCCCGAUGUUUGUCGAUGAUAGAUAAGCUCGGCGGACGAGGUCUCGCCGAUUCCGCUCGGGAAGUUACUCGCCGUGUAAUCGACGGAUGUUCUUCCAUUUCAGAGGCGACUUUAGUUGCCGAUUUUGCAGUCAACAGUGGAAUAGAGCUCGAUUCUCGUUGCUGCGGCGCAUUGAUAAGGAAGCUCACGGAGAUGGGUCAUCCCGGAUUGGCCGAGACUUUCUACAAUCAACGUGUAAUCGGAAAUGGUAUUGUUCCUGAUCCGUCUGUUUUAGAUUCAAUGGUUCUCUGUUUGGUUAAGUUGAGGAGAUUCGAUGAAGCUAGAGCACAUUUAGAUAGAGUUUUAGCUUCUUGUUAUAUUCCUAGUAAAAAGGAUUGUAGCUUAGUAGUUGAUGAGCUUUGCAAUCAGGAUCAGUUUCUCGAGGCGUUUCUGUACUUUGAACAAGUGAAAGCGAGAGGCAGUGGUUUAUGGCUUCGUUGCUGUAAGAGACUGUUUAAAGGAUUGUGCAGUCACGGCCAUUUGGAUGAAGCAAUUGGGAUGUUGGAUACGUUGUGUGAGAUGACGAGAAUGCCUCUGCCGAUUAAUCUGUACAAGUCUCUCUUUUACGGUUUUUGUAGAAGAGGAUGUGCUGCUGAAGCAGAGGCUCUGUUUGAUCAUAUGGAAGCUGAUGGUUACUUUGUGGAUAAAGUCAUGUAUACUUGUUUGAUGAAAGAGUAUUGCAGAGACAACAACAUGACAAUGGCAAUGCAGCUCUACUUGCGGAUGGUUGAGAAAAGUUUUGAGCUUGACACUUAUAUUUUCAACACUUUGAUUCAUGGGUUCAUGAAGUUGGGUAUGCUUGAUAAAGGGAGGGUUUUGUUCAGUCAAAUGGUGAAAAAAGGAGUUCCUUUGAAUGUUUUCACGUACCAUGUAAUGAUUGGUAGCUACUGCAAGGAAGGGAAUGUAGAUUAUGCUUUGAGGCUUUUCGAGGACAACACUGGGGUGGUUGAAGAUAUAUCUCGGAAUGUGCAUUGCUAUACGAAUCUUAUAUCCUGGCUUUACAAGAAGGGUGGGUUGGAUAAAGCUGUUGACUUGUUGAUGAAGAUGUUAGACGACGGUGUUGUCCCUGACCACAUUACUUACUUUGUGCUCUUGAAGAUGCUUCCCAAGUGCCACGAGAUCAAGUACGCUAUGGUUAUCUUGCAAGCGAUUCUUGAUAAUGGAUGUGGGAUUGAUCCACCGGUUGUUGAUGACGUUAGAGAUAUUGAGGCAAAGGUUGAGUCUUUGCUUGAAGAGAUUGCUGAGAAAGAUAUGAAGGUAGCUUCUGAGGGACUUGCCGUUGUCACAACUGCUUUGUGUUCUCAGAGAAACUUCACUGCUGCUCUGUCUCGUAUCGAGAAGAUGGUGAAUCUAGGAUGCAAACCUUUACCCUUUUCGUACAACUCAGUGAUCAAGUGUCUGUUUCAGGAAGGUGUGAUCGAUGAUUUGGGGACUUUAGUCAGUCUUAUUCAAGAAUGGGGAUUUGUUCCGGAUCCUGAUACGUAUUUGAUAGUUGUGAAUGAGUUGUGCAAGAAGAAUGACAGAGACGACGCUGCGUUUGCUGUUAUUGAUGUGAUGGAAGAGCUUGGUUUGAGACCUACAGUCGCCAUUUACAGUGCUGUCAUUAGUUCUCUUGGCAAACAGAGAAGAGUUGCUGAAGCGGAAGAGAUGUUUGCCAAGAUGCUUGACUCUGGGGUCCAACCUGAUGAGAUGGCUUACAUGAUAAUGAUCAAUGCUUAUGCAAGAAACGGAAGAAUCCACGAAGCAAACGAGCUGGUUGAACAAGUCGUCAAGCUUUUCGUUCGGCCAAGCUCUUUUACUUACACGGUGUUGAUCAGCGGGUUUGUGAAGACUGGUAUGAUGGAGAAAGGAUGUCAGUAUCUUGAUAAGAUGCUUGAAGACGGUUUAUCUCCAAACGCUGUUCUCUAUACUUCGCUCAUUGGUCAUUUCUUGAAGAAGGGAGACUUUAAGUUUUCUUUUACGUUGUUUGGUUUGAUGGGAGAGAAUGAGAUUAAACAUGAUCAUGUUGCUUACAUCACUCUGCUUAGCGGUUUAUGGAGAGCUAUGGCACGAAAGAGGAAGAAGAGACAGGCUUUUGUCGAGCCGGGGAAAGAAAAUCUUCUUCGACGUCUUCUUCAAACAAAGCCUCUUGUAUCAGUCCCGUCUCCUGUGUGCAACUACGGAUCAAGAAGGUUUGCAUUGGAAGUGAUUGGGAAAGUGAAGGAGACUAUAGUCCCUAAUUUAUACCUCCACAACUCGAUUAUUGCUGGAUAUUGCGCUGCAGGAAGGCUAGACGAAGCUUAUAAGCAUCUUGAAUCAAUGCAGAAGAAAGGCAUUGUUCCAAAUGAGGUAACUUUCACCACUCUGAUGAAAUAUCAUAUCCAAGCAGGAGAGGUUGAGUCUGCUAUAGAGUUGUUUGAGGAAUCGAAUUGCGAGCCAGAUCAAGUGAUGUACAGUACUCUGAUGAAGGGUCUGUGUGAAAGUGAAAGACCUGUUGAUGCUUUGGCUCUGAUGUUGGAAAUGCAAAAGGAUGGGAUUUAUCCGAAUAGAGACGCUUAUGAAACGCUGCUUCAGUGUCUCUGUUACUCGAGAUUGACCAUGGAAGCGGUUAAAGUGGUUAAACACAUGGCUGCUGUUAAUUUUUGGCCUCGUUCGAUGAGCCACACCUGGUUGAUUUAUAUUCUGUGUGAAGAGAACAAGUUAAGAGAGGCUCGUGCUUUGUUUGCUAUUAUGGUACAAUCUGGAAGAUCUUUAUUGAAUUGUACUCAACCGGGUUUGUUGAAAAUGCUUAACCAAAAUCAGCAACUUUAG